This is a messenger RNA of Marchantia polymorpha subsp. ruderalis, 2296 nucleotides long. Lineage: Eukaryota; Viridiplantae; Streptophyta; Marchantiopsida; Marchantiales; Marchantiaceae. The record is from the annotation of a GenBank genome assembly.
CGUGCGUAGUGGCAUCAACAUGUACUUUGCUCCGCUCAUUCCAAGACGACAAAACACCAAAGAAUUGUGAACAAACCGCGAGUCUAAUCGAAAAAUCUCCUCGUUUUGGUCAUAAGAUACACUGUGACAAAGUGCUGUUUGAAAUUCCUCACUUCGACUGAUGCAUGGUUUAAGAGCAAUGUCAAACUCAUUCUCUAAGUCAAUUCACUGCAGACUUCACGUGUGUCUGAGCAUCAUACUUGGAGAGAAGCUUAUGUCAACGGUCCUGCGCUUCUCCCGAUCUUGGCAUGGGACAUGACGCAUAUAGACUAUCACUGUCUCCUGCCAUGCAUCUCCUUCCCCUCUGAUCUUCACACUCUCUUUUCCGAUCUGUUUGCUCUCAGAAGUGCUUCCAACAAUUCAGUUGAUCUCGUUUCAAUUUGGACUUAAAGUCUUGCCUGACGCCUUCACUCAAAAUUUUGCCAGACGCUGAGAUGCAUACAAAUGCAGUUUUCUCCUCAGCUUGGCAGAAAAGCAUGGAAAAACAACUCCUCGUUUUCAAUCUACAGGAUAUAUUUUCUUUCCUGUUUUAAUUGAACACGGGGAGUUGUUCGUCCCCAAUUGCCUGGAGGACGAGGUCUUUUGGUCAUAUAGCAACCUGCGGAUCUGCUUACGUGGUUUAUAAUUCGUCACCACCCAGGACACUCCAGGUUUCCAGAAUCCUUCGACCUCUUAACCAGCAGUUUGCGGUGGGUCUUCAGUACAACACACUGCUGAUCCUCUGGGACAAGGCGGGAGGGUGAGUUUGAUGGCCGGCUGAGAGGAAGUGGAGGACGAUGCAGCGGCAGACGAAGAACCUCGGGCUUCGGCGGAGGAUGGUGCUGCCGCCGCUGAUGCAGAUGUUGCGCCGAGGAUGUAACAUGCAUCCUCCUGGAGCUCCUUCAGGGCCAUUUCUACGACAUCCGGCGCGAUGCCCUGCUCCACGGCCUCGGCUUUGUACUUCUUGGAGAUAACUUCAUCGUUGAUCUUCUCCUCCCACUUGCUUUUCUUGCGAAUUGCUCUUAUGAGGCUUUCGACGGGCCACUUGGGAGUCCAUCGCUCUUGCGCCUUCACAGCAGCAUCGACAUCUCUGAGUGAAGGCAGCGAAGAAAGCAAUAAUAAGAAUUGAUUGUAUCCUAAGCAUGUCAGUGGUAAGCAAGUGGGAAGGAAUUUCUACGAGCAUUGAUUCGUUACAGGGUGGAGGCUGCUGCUGCUGCUUCAUGGCAAGUAUAUUGCAGAUCAAUGUUGGGUCCAUGGAGGAAGAUAAUUUCAGAGCUGCAGAGCACUCCCCAUCAAUGUGAAUUACUAGCGAGGUACAUACUUCAAAUUUUCCAGAGAUAUUUUCAGUCUCCCCUGGAAAGGCAUGGUGUAUCAAACUAAGUACGCACUCCCGUGAACCGUCAUCAAAAGCCUAGAUCGGCUUGCAGAAUAAUCCACGUCGCCGGAAGGUCGGUUUCAUUAGAAGUUGAAGGUGAGUGAGACUGGACGCAUGGAGCUCAAAUUGGGAAUUAAGGGCCAGCUUUUUCUCGCCACCUUCGACAAUUUAGAGCCUGGACGUACUGUGGGUGAGUUUCGAGCUUGGCAUGAGCAAGAGAUGGUGAAGGAUGGCUGCGGUGUAAGAGCGCAAGGAAGCUGAUGAGGAUCACGGGGAUACGAGGUGUCUAAAGGGGAAUUGCGAAGAGAGGAACCGAAUAAUUAGAAUGCGCUGAAGCAGCAAAGCCUGCCAGUUAAGAGCAACAUCGACGCCUGACCAACUGCACUGAACGCAGCGCAGUAUGUGAUUCAAUCCCGCAUGCCUAACUGAUGGAAGAUUUAAUUUAUCCUCUUCCACUCGCACAAAGACGUACCUGUAUAUUUCUGCCUGGAAGCAGACUAGCCUCAUCGACUUUCUGGUCGCCACUCUCACCUCCUCCAACUGGAUCCAUGUCUGAUUCUACACCAACUCUGACGAAUGAUAUGAGUCUACACACAGAGAUACAUCAACUGUCCUGAAAACACACACGCCUGUAAACUUGCCAGCGGCGAUGUGAGGGCAACAAAAGAGGCAGAGAGAUCUAGAACCGCCACAUGAGUUUCUACUUGCCCUCCGGAAAUGGGGAUCGGAUGGAGAACAAAACAUUCAGUUUCUUUAUCCUCUAGUAGCCUUGGCUUUCAUCAUCUGAAGUUCAAGAUGAGAUGCAUUUCUAAUUCAUUAGGAACUUUUUGCAUGAAGUUAAUCAUCCCCGGCAGGUGAAAUGUAAUGAUUUCAACGUGAAGGAAUAUAAUGGUCAUACUUUAA